AUGGGCGGCCGCGGCGCCCCCGUGUGCACGGCGCACCCCGCGGUGGCCGAGGGCGGCCUGGGCCGGGAGCCGGUGCAGCUCCUGGAGGUGGCUCCCCGGAAGAGGCUGCCCGCCGGGCCCGAGCAGGACCCAUGUGGCAGCCGCCCUGCGCCCGAGGGCGCCGGGGCAGGCGCAGAGCAGGGCCACUCGGCCGGCGGGGGCGCCUGGUGCCGCCAUUGCCACACGAAGCUCGCCGAGCUCAAGCGACAGGCGUGGAAGCUGGUCAGCGGGUCCGGGACGCCGCUCCGGGACCCCUGCCUCUCCUCUCUGCUCCUGGACAAGCUCCCGGCUCCUGGCACCCUGUCGUCUUGCCGCCCGGAGGGUGGGCGCCGCUGUGAUGUCUGCACCACCCACCUGAAACAGCUCGCACGGGAGGCCCUGGGGCUGCUGCAGGCGCCUGCUGGCCGGGAGGACCCCGACGCCGCCCCGGGGGGCCCCGGCCUCGCGCCUUCCAGCCCUGGCGCCUCGGCCGGCCCGAGGGAGCCGCCGGUGGUGGCGGGCCCGGCCGGGAGGCAGCCGGGCCGUGCGGGGCCAGACAGGAGGAAGGUGCCCGCUUGGCCCUCUGGGCCCAGUGUCCAGGUGUCGGUGGCGCCCGCCGGCCUGGGCGGGGCGCUGAGCACGGUCACCAUCCAGGCCCAGCAGUGCCUGGAGGGCAUGUGGAGCGUCUCGAGGGUCAACAGUGUCCUGCCCCCCUCGUGCCUGGCAGAAGCGGCGGUGGCCGCGGUGGCGGUGGCAGACACGGUCCGGGAAGGCCCUCCCGCCGUGGGCCCUGAUGGCGUGUCGAAGAUGUGGGGCCGCGGCGGGGCCUGCACGGCGGCCCUGGUCUCCCCGGCCCCGGGCCCUCCGGCCGGGGGCCCCGCAGGCCCCUCGGCUGCAGCCUCCUUCUUCAUCAGGGCCGUCCAGAAGCUCAGCCUGGCCUCCAAGCGCAAGAAGCCGCCCCCGCCGCCCCCCGCCCCGAGCCGCGGCACCUCCGCCUACCCCACGGACUUCAGCAGGGCCCUCCAGCUGUGGCCGCCCCCGGUGCCCCCAUGCCUGCUCAGGGCCGGCUCCAAGGCCAAGGACAGCCCCGGCGGUGUGGGAAAGGUGAAGGUUAUGCUGCGGGUCUGGCCCGCCCAGGGCGCCCAGCGCUGCGCCGAGGCCGCGUCCUUCCUGAAGGUGGACCCACGGAAGAAGCAGGUGACCCUCUAUGACCCGGCCGCCGGGCCCCCGGGCAGCGCAGGUUCCCGGCGCGCCGCCACUGCCGCGGUCCCUAAGAUGUUUGCCUUCGAUGCUGUCUUCCCCCAGGACUCGGAGCAGGCCGAGGUCUGCUCGGGGACGGUGGCCGACGUGCUCCAGUCAGUGGUCAGUGGGGCUGACGGCUGCAUUUUCUCCUUCGGCCACACGAGCCUCGGCAAGUCUUACACCAUGAUCGGGGAGGACAGCUCACCCCGGAGCCUGGGCGUUGUCCCCUGCGCCAUCUCCUGGCUCUUCAGGCUCAUCGGCGAGCACAAGGAGAGGGCUGGCACCCGCUUCUCCGUGCGCGUCUCCGCCGCGGAGGUGUGCGGCCGGGACCCGGGCCUGCGGGACCUGCUGGCCGAGGUGGCCGCCGCCAGCCUCCAGGACGCCCAGUCUCCGGGCGUGUACCUGCGGGAGGACCCCGUCUGUGGGGCGCAGCUCCAGAAUCAGAGCGAGCUGCGGGCACCCACGGCCGAGAAGGCGGCCUUCUACCUGGACGCGGCGCUGGCGGCCCGCAGCGCCGGCCGGGCCGGCUGCCCCGAGGACGCCCGGAGCAGCUCCCACAUGCUCUUCACGCUGCACAUCUACCAGUACCGCGUGGAGAAGAGCGGCCACGGGGGAAUGUCCGGAGGCCGCAGCCGCCUGCACCUCAUCGACCUGGGCAGCUGUGAGGGGGCGCCGGGCAGGGGCGGGGGCGGCCCGCCGGACCUGUCCCUCUCGGCCGUGGGCAGCAUCAUUUUGGCCCUGGUUGGUGGAGCCAAGCACGUGCCCUACAGGGACCACCGGCUCGCCCUGCUGCUGCGAGAGGCCCUGGCCACCAGCACCGGCCACACCACCAUGAUCGCCCACGUCUCUGACGCGCCGGCCCGCCACGCCGAGACCCUCAGCACCGCACAGCUGGCUGCCCGCGUCCACCGCCUGCGCAGGAAGAAGGUCAAGGGUGCCUCCAGCUCCUCGGGUGGGGACAGCUCCUGUGAGGAAGGCCGCGCCCGGCGCGCCCCGGCCCUGCCCCCCUUCCAUGCCCGCUGCGGGGCCCCCGACCCUGGCCGCCCGGCCCCUGGCUCACCCUGCGACCCCGACUACUCGUCCAGCAGCGAGCAGUCCUGCGACACGGUCAUCUAUGUGGGGCCCGGCGGGGCGGCGCUGUCCGACCGCGAGCUCACGGACAACGAGGGCCCGCCGGACUUCGUGCCCAUCAUCCCUGCGCUGAGCCGCCGCCGGCCGUCCGGGGGCCCACGGGACGCCGACCACUUCCGCUGCAGCACCUUCGCAGAGCUGCAGGAGCGGCUGGAGUGCAUCGACGGCAGCGAAGGCCCCGCGGGGGCCCCGGCCAGCCCGGCCCGCGGCGGCAGGCAGCCCUUGCUGCCCGAGGCUGCGGCCCCCAGGACAGCCACGGACACCCCGCCGGCUGCUGGCGCACCUCACGGCAGCCCCGGCCCAGACGCGUACCGGGGCGCCCCCGAGCCGGACGGCAGCACCAGGCCUGAGCAGCUCGUGCCUGACAGGGCCACGGGUGGCGGAGGCAGGAGGCCGCUGGGGCAGCCGGAAGCGGGCGGAGCCUCAGCUGAGCCCGAGGGCGGGGGUGCCGAGGGCGUGGUCCGGACACCCCCGGUGGGGAUGAGCGGGCAGGGGGGCUGCCCCCGGCCGCCGGCGAGGGGCCGCCUGGAACGGGGCCUGCUGACCACCACGGUGACGCUGCAGCAGCCCGUGGAGCUGAAUGGCGAGGACGAGCUGGUGUUCACGGUGGUGGAGGAGCUGGCCCUCGGGGGGCGCCCCGCCAGCCUGGCCAGCUUCGGCAGCGACUGCUCGCUGCAGGCCCUGGCCUCGGGGUCGCGGCCGGUCAGCAUCAUCAGCAGCAUCAACGACGAGUUCGAUGCCUACACCGCGCAGGCCCCCGGCUCCUCCAUCAGCGCCUGGCUCAGCGAGGGCCGCGUCGGCACGGCCGACAGCUGCGGCCCCACACCGCAGCCGUGCUCGCGGGCCAGCCCGGACCCUUUCAGCCCCGGCUCCCCCGCCGGGCCCGCCCCUCUGGGCCCCCCGAUCCCGGGCAGCUCCCCGGAGCGGGACAGACCGGGCAGUUCUGGCCCCGUGGCCGCGGCAGCUGCUGCCCAGCCUGGCAGGGAGCUCCAGCCCGUGUCCCCGUGCGCGGCAGCGCCCCCCAACACCAUCCAUUCCAGCCUCCCCCGGAAACCCAGGACUACCUCCACGGCCAGCCGCGCGGACUGCCCUCGCCUGGCCCUGAGCCCGCCGGGCCCCGGGGGCCUGUUCGAAGACCCCUGGCUGCUCCGGGCAGAUGGACGUGGCCCACCCCUGGCGGUCCCUGCCAGCAGGCCGCCCAGCCCGGCCCCGCUGCUGGCCUGUGCCCGGAGGGUGGUGGACGGCUGUGAGGUGGCAGCCAGGGCUGUCCACGGGCCGGAGGCCGGGGCGCAGAUCCCUCCGCUGCGGAGAGGGGCCACCACGCUGGGGGUGACCACAUCCGCCGCGCCCUGCGGGGAGGUCGCGGCUGAGGCGGGGGCCUGCCUGGGGAGCCCGAAGGCCGCCUGCAGUGGCAAGAAGAGUGUGGCUCCCAAGGGUGCUCUGUUCCUGCGGCCCGGUGGGUCGGCGCCCCCGGCCCCGCCUGUGCGCAAGUCCAGCUUGGAGCACAAGGCCAGCCUAGCGCCCGCCCCUCUCCCGGCGGGGGGCCUGGCCCGGACCGGGGCCGUGGCCUUCUUCCCCGCCGAAGAGGAGGCCAGGCCUGGCAGCCGGGCCGACCACCCUGCCUCCAGGGCCACGUCCAGCCUGAAGGCUCGGGCUGGCAAGGCGGAGGCUGCGUCCCGGCCCGCCCCCCACGGGUCUCUGGAGCGGUGCGAGGGGCCGGCCCACGGCAGCGGCAGGGCCAGGGAAGCGGCGGGGAGGCCUGCCCGUGCCGUGCCCAGGCUGGGUGUGCCGCCCUCCAGCCCUGCCCCCGGGCCCGCUCCCGCCUGUAAGGGCAGCCCUGCGAAGGGCGUGGGGGCCCCCAAGUUCCCCGCCGGUGGGGGCAAGGGCCGCAGCGUGGCCGGCAGCGGGUCGAGGGCUCUGGGGGCUUCCGCCAAGCCGCUGGCCCCCGUGGCAGGCCGGACCCCGGGCGGCCCCGCGGCGGGUCCCCGGGUGGCCCCGCGGGCGGCCCCUGGCGUCGGCACCAAGGCCGGCCGGGGCACCAUCAUGGGCACCAAGCAGGCGCUGCGGGCCGCCCACUGCCGCGUGAACGAGCUGGCGGCCGGCGGGGCCCGCGGCCGAGGCAGCCCCUGCUGGGCCUCGGCCGACUCCGACAGCGGCAACGACAGUGGCGGGAACCUGGGCGAGGAGCGGCCUCCCGCGGGCCCCGCGCUGCCCUCCCCCUACAGCAAGGUGACGGCCCCUCGGCGGCCCCAGCGCUGCAGCAGCGGCCACGGCAGCGACAACAGCAGCGUGCUGAGCGGCGAGCUGCCGCCCGCCAUGGGCCGCACAGCGCUCUUCUACCACAGCGGCGGCAGCAGCGGCUACGAGAGCAUGAUGCGCGACAGCGAGGCCACCGGCAGCGCCUCCUCCGCUCCCGACUCCCUGAGCGACAGUGGGGCCGCCUCCCCGGGCGGCCGCGCCCGCAGCCUCAAGUCCCCCAAGAAGAGGGCCACAGGUCUGCAGCGGAGACGGCUGAUCCCGGCCCCGCUGCCCGACGCCGCCGCCCUGGGCCGCAAGCCCAGCCUUCCCGGGCAGUGGGUGGACCUGCCCCCGCCCCUGGGGGCCUCCCUGAAGGAGCCCUUCGAGAUCAAGGUGUAUGAGAUCGACGACGUGGAACGCCUGCAGCGGCACCGUCCGCCGCCUCGGGAGGACCCGCUGCCGCCCCGCCCCCAGGGCCCAGUGUGUGUCAGCGCGAAGCUGCGGCUGGCGGAGCGCCGGCAGCAGAGGCUGCGGGACGUGCGGGCCAAGCGUGAGCUGCUCUGCGCGGAGCUGGCCGCGACGCAGGGCCGGCUGAUGCUGGAGCCGGGCCGCUGGCUGGCGCAGUUCGAGGUGGACCCUGCGCUGGAGCCCGAGUCUGCGGAGUACCUGGCAGCGCUGGAGCGUGCAACGGCUGCCCUCGAGCAGCACGUGAACCUGUGCAAGGCCCACGUCAUGAUGGUCACCUGCUUCGACAUCAGCGUCGCCGCCCCGGCCGCCACCCCGGGGCCGCAGGAGGUGGACGUCUGAGGCCGGGCCCGGGACUCGGGGGAGGGGACGUGCAGGGCGUGAGGACGGCACGUGGGAUGGACGGCGGAUGUGGCAGAGGAUGGAGGGACGUGCGCGCGGAGGGUCCGGCGCGGGGCCGGCUCGGAGUGGAGGGGAUACGAGGGAGCGGUGCGGGCGGGGGUGUGUGCGCUCAGGACGCGGCGACGGUCCCCGCCCGGACAGCAACGCAAGUGCCUUUAUCCUGGACCAGGGCUUCUCUUCCUUUCACGUUUGGUGCUAAAAACU
Pteronotus mesoamericanus is the source of this 5700-nucleotide messenger RNA. It is a transcript of the gene KIF26A, whose product is annotated as kinesin family member 26A. The transcript is spliced from 15 exons. Bases 1 to 5436 code for a protein of 1811 amino acids. Gene Ontology annotation, biological process: microtubule-based movement. Gene Ontology annotation, molecular function: microtubule motor activity; ATP binding; microtubule binding. The record is from RefSeq and is a predicted model, not a curated record. NCBI's taxonomy places the organism in Eukaryota, Metazoa, Chordata, Mammalia, Chiroptera, Mormoopidae.